GGAUAUAAUGAAAGACGAAUGCUUGACUCUGAAACUGCAAGUAAAAGAGAAAGAUGAACUCAUCUCCCAACUUCGUGAAGAGCUGGAAAAAGCUCGGCAUUUACAGAGUGUGCUUGUCUCGCAAGUAGAUAAAUCCACACAGACUGAAGUUGUAGGCCAUGAUGCCCUGUGGAAUUCUUCAUGUACUGACGGUUCAGUUUACAAACGUAUCAGCAUCUCAUUGGUACCAACAUUUUAACUGAAUAAAAUAUGCUUGGAUACAAGCUACAUAGACCAUUAAUUUAACCCUCUCCUAUUUGCCUGUGUAAAACGGAACCUGUGUUGGCUUCAUCUAUUUAAUGACAUCUCUGAGGGGCAGAGGGAAAAAUCCUUCUUUAACAGCAAUAACAAAAUACUCUACACUAUUCUCUCAACUGCAUUAAGCAAUAAUUGAUUAAUGGUGACCAAAUUUUGCAGAAUUGAAAUAAAAUACAAUUGUAUUUCUA
Messenger RNA from Thamnophis sirtalis, 485 nucleotides. The record is from RefSeq and is a predicted model, not a curated record. Lineage: Eukaryota; Metazoa; Chordata; Lepidosauria; Squamata; Natricidae.